UCUGUUCAGAGAGACCUCAGCAAGUCACGAGCGGGAAGGAACACAAAAGUAAACUCCAGAAUCUACAACGCUGCCAUCCUCCUGGGAUCUGUAGGACAGACAAGGGGCCGUGAGAAGGAGAGAAACUGAUCCCAAGAGCAUCCAGAGUUUGUGGUCUCAAGGAAGGUAACCAACUCUGAUGAAAAGCUUUGCUGUUCCAUGUUCUGAUUUGCAAACAAAAUGAUUUCCUGCACCUGGAUCAGACCAAGACCCAAGCAAAUACAUCCCCAGAGCACUGAAUUCUGCAGCCAGCUUUGCCCUUUGGUCCUCAAUGGCGAGAAUCUCAGCUCCCACUACUCUGGCCAUCCUCCUGACUUGCCUCUUCUCUGGGGCACACGGCCAGACCCCAGAGGCUUUCCAGGCGAGUUCCAUUCCCUUCAAGGCACUCAGCCAGGAGCAGGCUUACAGCCUGCUGCAGCCCAGCCUGUUCCAGGACGCCAAGGCACUCAACUACUCAGAAAGUCUCCCCAAGAGCAGCGGGUCGGAGCCACCCCUACUGCCUGUCUGUGUGAAGCCUGCAGAUAUCAGGCAUGUCUUCAAGUAUAUCAACACCAUCGUGUCCUGCACCAUCUUCAUAGUAGGGAUCAUUGGGAACUCCACACUCCUGAGGAUCAUAUACAAGAACAAGUGCAUGAGGAAUGGGCCGAAUGUUCUCAUUGCUAGCUUGGCACUUGGAGACCUCCUCUACAUCCUCAUUGCUCUGCCCAUCAAUGUCUAUAAGCUCUUGGCAAAGGACUGGCCCUUCGGUGUGCAGGUGUGCAAGCUCGUCCCCUUCAUCCAGAAGGCUUCAGUGGGCAUCACGGUCCUCAGCCUUUGUGCCCUCAGCAUCGACAGGUAUCGAGCAGUGGCCUCCUGGAGUCGGAUCCAGGGCAUAGGAAUCCCCAUGUGGAAGGCAGUGGAGGUGACGCUGAUCUGGGCAGUGGCCAUUGUGCUUGCAGUCCCUGAAGCCAUAGCCUUUGACAUGGUAGAGAUCAACUACUGGGACCAAGACCUGUGGGUGUGCAUGCUUGCUUCCAAACAGAAAUCCAGCUUCAUGAUGUUCUAUCGUGACGUGAAGGACUGGUGGCUUUUCGGCUUCUACUUCUGCCUCCCCUUGGUAUGCACUGGCAUCUUCUACAGCCUUAUGUCAUGUGAAAUGUUGAGCAAGAGAAAUGGCAUGAGAAUCGCUCUGAAUGACCACAUGAAACGGCGUCGGGAGGUGGCCAAGACCGUCUUCUGCCUCGUGGUGAUCUUUGCGCUCUGCUGGCUGCCGCUCCACCUCAGCCGCAUCCUCAAAAAGACCAUCUAUGAUCAGACAGACCCCAACAGAUGUGAGCUGCUCAGUUUCCUCCUCGUCAUGGAUUACUUUGGGAUCAACAUGGCCUCUCUCAACUCCUGCAUCAAUCCUGUGGCUCUCUACUUUGUCAGCCGAAAAUUCAAGAACUGCUUCCAGUCCUGCCUGUGCUGCUGGUGCCAGAGACCUGCUCUGAGCAUCACACCAACAGAUGAGAAGGGCUCUGUGGGGAAGUGGAAAGCCAACGGGCAGGAGCUUGGACUGGACCGGAGCAGCUCCCGCUUGAGCAACAAGUACAGCUCUUCCUAAAGCAGAGAGGAGAAGGCACUGUGACAAGAUGAUAGGACACCUCAGAUUCCCUUGCACAGUUAUUUCCUGGCUGGGCUCAAAUUGUUUUUGCCUUCAUAUUAUAACCCACCUGGGUAAGAGCUGUAGCAUUUCACUGACCCCGGGACUAGCUCUGAACACAGCCUCAGGGCUUUGCUUGUCCAUCCUCCAGUCCAAGUCACCUCUGCAGGAGGAAGAAGAAUGGGACUCAGCCCUCUGUAGGACUUUUCUGUUCCUUGAAGGAUAGCCAAGUGACUUAUGGUCAUUUGUCUUGGGUAGAAACACAGGGUGAGGAGAUUGGUGAGAAAAGUAAAGUUGAGAUGUGGUCAUUUGAAGAUGGAUGUGGGACAGGGAGGAAAGGGCGAGUAACCCAAGCAACAAUGUCCAGCUGAAAAAAA
Meleagris gallopavo (turkey) is the source of this 2037-nucleotide messenger RNA. The record is from RefSeq and is a predicted model, not a curated record. NCBI's taxonomy places the organism in Eukaryota, Metazoa, Chordata, Aves, Galliformes, Phasianidae.